Molecule: messenger RNA, 2092 nt
Organism: Octopus sinensis (East Asian common octopus)
Lineage: Eukaryota; Metazoa; Mollusca; Cephalopoda; Octopoda; Octopodidae
Product: laminin subunit alpha
Exons: 12
Coding region: 173-2092 (639 amino acids)
Biological process (GO): axon guidance
Cellular component (GO): basement membrane
Source: RefSeq, a predicted model, not a curated record
UAGCGCAACCACGACCAGAGAAGGAACGGAACAUUCGUUCCCUUCUGUCUGGGUCUCAAAAACAAAAAAAAAAAACAAGAGACAGGGGUGAGAACAAGCAACCCCUAAUUUAAAAAAAAAAAAAUCUUACCCCAUCCCCACCACCACCACACGUAAUAUAUCUAUGAAAUAAAUGGUGGGGUCAACGCAGCGAAGAAGAAAAAGGAGCAUUCGUCCGGGUAGUGACCACCACGACUCACAAAUAACGACCACGAUGACAACAACCAUGACCACCACGGCGAAAAUCUUAACGGUGAUAUUUACGGUGUCCGCGUUUUGGAGUCCGGCCGAGGCCCAAGUGAGGGUUCUGACGCCGCCCUACUUCAACUUGGCCUUCGGCAAGGACAUCGUCGCCUCGUCCACAUGCGGCGUGAACUCUUCGUCGCCAGAACUGUUCUGUCGGUUGACCGGCGUGGCCGGAGACACCAAGGAGAGCGACCUGCGGAUAACCAUCAAUUCGGGCCAGCUGUGCGAGGAAUGCGACCCCACCGUGGAAUCGUUGUCCCAUCAUGCCGAACUGGCCAUCGACGGAACCGAGCGCUGGUGGCAGAGCCCGCCUCUCUCCCGUGGAAUGGAAUACAACGAAGUCAAUGUCACCAUAGACCUAGAACAGGAGUUCCUUGUGGCUUAUGUCUUUAUCAAAAUGGCAAACUCCCCUCGACCAGGUGUAUGGGCUCUCGAAAAAUCAACAGAUUUUGGUAAGACUUGGAACCCAUGGCAAUAUUUUGCCGGAAACCCCAACGAAUGUCUGCAAUUCUUCAAUGCCUCCACUUCAGAAGUCCCAGAAGAAGAUGACGAAGUUAUUUGUACCACGAAAUUUUCCAAAGUUGUUCCUCUAGAAAACGGCGAGAUUAUUGUGUCUCUGGUCGAUGACAGACCAAAUGCCCAGAACUUUUCCAACUCCCAGAAGCUGCAGGACUGGACAAAGGCAACAUCUGUGCGACUCCGUUUGCUACAGACGAAAACACUCCUCGGUCAUUUGAUGGCCGUACGGAGACAGGACCCUACGGUGACCAGAAGGUAUUUCUACAGUAUCAAAGAUAUUUCCAUUGGAGGACGCUGUGUCUGCAAUGGUCAUGCUGAGCGAUGUGACAAAAGGGAUGCAACUCAACCAAACAAGCUUUUCUGUGAAUGUCACCAUAACACUUGUGGGCCCCAAUGUGAACGAUGCUGUCCGGGAUUUGUCCAGAAAAAGUGGCAGAGGGUAACCACCAACAAGGACUUCAUGUGUGAACCAUGCAACUGUCAUGGACACACAAAUGCAUGUGUUUACGAUCCUGAAAUAGAUACCAAAAAGUUGUCACUGGACAUACACGGAAACUAUGAUGGAGGUGGCGUCUGCCAGAACUGCGAGCAUAACACAAAGGGCAUCAACUGUGAACAGUGUAUCGAUGGGUUCUAUCGACCUUUCAAUGUACCUAAGGAUGUGCCAAACGUCUGUCACCAAUGUCAGUGUCGCUCCCGAUUCUCAACUGGUUCUUGUGAAGAAGGCUCUGGACGUUGUAUGUGCAAACCACAGUAUACAGGAGAGAAUUGUGACAGGUGUAACAAUGGCUACCACAACUUCCCCGAAUGUAUGCCCUGUGACUGCCAUGUCAAUGGCACCUCUGAAGGCUUAUGUGACGUCGGCGGGGGCCAGUGCCCCUGUAAGUCCAACUAUAUGGGGCGGAAGUGUGACACUUGCCGAUCCCAAUACUACAACUUCCCAGAAUGCAAAGAAUGUGACUGCAGUAGAAUCGGGUCCCAGGGUCCAGACUGUGAUGUCACCACUGGUCAGUGCCGAUGUCAACCAGGAUUCAAUGGGCUCAACUGCUCCACCUGUGCCGUUGGUUACCAUGGAUUCCCCACUUGUACAUUGUGUAACUGUGAUGUGAUCGGCUGUACAGAGGCCAUUUGUGAGAGCCAGACAGGACGGUGUAUCUGUAAACCCAACUAUACGGGGUCCCAGUGCGAGAGAUGUGUACCCGGGUAUUAUGGAUACCCCUAUUGUUACGGAUUGUCAUGGUUGGAAUUUCUUCCUAGUGCUGGCCUUGGUGUGUUCACCCAUAUCUGA